AUGGAGACCAAAUCACCCUUCGAUGUUCCACCUCCAAAUUAUACCGAAGCCAUAAAUUCUGCAGCCACAGCUCCACCACAAACACCUCUACAAAAUGCGCCAACACAGUAUCCAGCACCUCAAAAUCCACCAAUUUUGGUGCCAGGUCAACAACAACAAUUUGUGGUGCAAGGUGCACAAUUUGCUCAGAUUCAGCCGGGACAACAGCCACAGCCUAUUUUUAUAAUUCAAGGACAACCCGCAGCUCCAAGACCACCAACUAGAGUUAUUCGAGUGCAGAGAGGUGAGGAUUUUAUUGUGCGGCGCUUGCAAUCUAAGCCACGCCCAUUUUUUUGUGCCGCAUUAUUGUGAUACAUGAUUUUUUCCUGAUGAAAGACGGUGUUAGGCUCCUCCCACAUUUCUGUGCCCCACGAGAACUACACGAACUUUGCACCGCCUAUCUUCUAUUUUUCGCUUAAAAAUCACAUGAUUUUCAAUGAUUUUUUUGUUAUCUUUAUUGUUUACAACUUCUCUAUCGAUCGAUUUUUCUAUCAAAGCCCCGCCCAUUUUUCUGUGCCUUUUCAGAAACCAACUAUAAAUCAUUUUCUUUAGGACGUCACCAAUGCAUGACACCGGAACAAAUGCGAGCGGCUCGAAGGCGAAAAAUGAUUGUCAGUAUUGUUAUCAUUAUUAUGUGUAUAAUUAUUAUAACUGUUGUUGCUACAACAACUUCUUGAACAGAAUAAAAGGUUUUUUUUUCAAAAUUUCUUCAUUUGUACAUUGUUUGCAAUGGAGCGCAUUUGAAAAAAAUUUUUUUCGUUUCCGUGGAAAACGAUUGAGAACAGCCGUGAGAGAAAACGAGAGAGUAAAAAUUAGCGUGUGCGUGCAGAAGAGACGCGAGACGAAAAAGGGAUAUGAACAGACUCCGCCUACUUUUUUCUUGAAUUUCCACGGCGAAAGUUUUUGAACAAAAAAAAUAUUUUUUUUUCUCAAUUGACUCACUUUUUUAUCGAUUGAUGAAAUAUUGGGUUCUGAUAAGAGCAGCUUAUUUUUAUUUUUCGUUAGAUUUUCUGGUUUUCCCUUCCUUUUCUUUUCUUAUUCAGUAAAAAAAAUUUUCCGACGAAAAAUCAAAACAUUUUUCUAUUUUUAAAGAUUUCCUGAAUUUUGAACUCAAAAACCAUUUCAAAACCUUAUUUUUUGAAAAAUAUCUCACCCAAAUAAAAAAAUUCCAGUCGCAAAAUGGAGACAAGAUCUCCGUUCGAUGCUCCGCCUCCAAGUUAUUCCGAUGUCAUGAGUUCGGGAGCCACAGAUCAAUCACAAAAUGCGCCACCAACACAAAAUCCACCAAUUUUGGUGCCAGGUAAUCAACAAGAAAAUUUAGCACAAAUUCAUUUUCUUCAGAACCUCACCAUCAGUUGACACCGGAACAGCGAGCUGCUAA
This is a messenger RNA of Caenorhabditis angaria, 1420 nucleotides long. The record is from the annotation of a GenBank genome assembly. Lineage: Eukaryota; Metazoa; Nematoda; Chromadorea; Rhabditida; Rhabditidae.